GUGGUUUCUUCUCGUCCUCCAUUUUCUUCGCCCAUGGGCUCUCUCGCAGCGAUGUUGCCGACCUCUUUGUCCGCAAGUCAGACCAUGUGCGGUGUCCAACAAAGUCGUUCAGACGCCGCGCCGCGGUCGUUCCUGUCUUCUGGCCAUGACAACACCGGCGCGGUUCCCGUUGCGGGUGUCUUUGCGUCGGAUCCCGUUCAUCGAACAGAAGAGAGACGUUCGCCGAUCGAAGCAGUGCAGCCGACAUCAUGCACUCCGGUUUCCACCAACCGUGCACGCGAUGUUCUUUCGCCGUCUAAUGAUAGCGAGGCUGGGAUGAGUUUCUCACCUUGGCCGCCCCGUACGAGGUCUAGUACACCUCGUGAAGGCAAGCCUCGCUGGGUGCGAUGCAGACUCGAUCAACAAAAUCGCCUGGGUGAGAUUGCAAAGGCGAUGGGAAAGAAGUUGUCGACUCGCACUCGUGGCUCCAAAGAUAAGAAGAAAAAUCAUUGUUCGUACGAGGACGUGUUCGAUGAGCUCCUAGAGUGGAGUUCCGUUCACAUUGAUGAACUGAUAUCAAAGUACGACCCCGGCGAGCAAUCGUAUGCCCAUGGGGGUUCAUGCGGACAAGGAUCGGAUGCAACGACGACACCAAAGUCGCGAGGUGGUAGACCUCGCAGUGACGUUUUGAAAUGGCGCGACGGUUCCCGACAGUGGCUGCAACACGUCGAACGGGUUACGAAAAAGAGCUUCGACAAGGUCAUCGCGCGAUUGCGCAGUUCGAACGAUCCGGUCGUCGUUUUGGUGGAUGGGCGUUACGAUUCGUCUCGUGACGCUCAGCAUUGUACGGUAACGGCGGUGGAUUUGAAGUCAGGAAUGAUCGUGGGAACGGAGACCAUGCUCUGGGGGAGCGAGUCGUCGUGGAAGCUGAAAACACAGUGUGUGGAGAAACUGCUUCAUCGGUUGAAGGACGAGAAGAACCUCAUAAUCGCAGAGGUUGUGCAUGAUGAUUGUGGCGCGGUUGACGUCAUAUUGCGGCGAAUGAACAUUGACUCGCAAAAGUGUAUGUGGCAUAAGGCGAAGACUUUGGUCAAACGCUUGCGAGAGGCUGUGCGCGGCACGAAGACUGUCAAACCAGCUGUGGUCAGGGUUUGCGAGCAUGUGCGCGAGGUGAAGUGUUUCACAAAAAAGGAGCUCGAACUUUGGCUCGAAAUGAAAUGUGUACGCGUGGCAGGGGUGUCCACGAAAAAAAAUAAUGAACUCGUUGAGAUUGUUUGGGGUGUGUUCUUCCCCGACGAAGCAGGGAAGGCGUUGCCAGAUGAUGUCGUCGAGAUCGACGCGUUGCAAACACUGCAUUGCGAUGCGGCGGAGGAGGCAAAGGAGUGGUUGUACGACGCUUGCAGGCUGCGCGAGCGUGCAAGGGAUGACGAUGACGAUGUGUUGGCCACUCAUGUGCAACACCUCGCCAAUCAUUGGGCCGGGGAUCAUUCCCGUUGCGAUAAGGAGUUGUCAAACCUGUACAAAGCGGGCGGUGAUCCGGACAGAGAGUCAUUGUACGAGGCUGGGGGACGUGUUCAUUUGGCCAUCGCGCGGUGUCUUGAACAGUUCGCUUCUAAUACGAAGAUGACGUACUACACACGUGCGAGGAUGACCUUCAACGACAAGUGCUUCCACUCCGUGAUCAACAAGUACUGCACGAAACGCCUGAACUUCCCCAACUCGUAUGAGGCGCGCUGUGACGAAAGCCCAGUCCCGCACGUCCUUUCGCGAACACUGACGCCCUAUCUGCAGUGGUUGGCUUGUCUUGAAGAGCAGGGAGGGAACAACAACCCGCCAUCGCAAGAAGAGUACCUGAACCCGCGAAGGAUAAUUGACAUCUCCUUCUUCCAGCCUCCCACGAUCUCCGAAGAUGAAGUAUUAGCGUUGGAGGAGGAAGAAGAGGAGGAGGAAGAAGAAGAGGAAGAAGAAGAGGAGGAAGAAGAAGAGGAAGAAGAAGAGGAGGAAGAAGAAGAGGAAGAAGAAGAGGAGGGAGAAGAAGAGGAAGAAGAAGAGGAGGAAGAAGAAGAAACCCCCGAAGAAGGGAAUGACGUAGCAGCAAAUGGCGUAGUAGCAAAUGGAUUGGUAGCAAAUGGACUGCCAGCAGAUGACGUAGCAGAAGAUGACCUGGCAGCAGAUGACAUAGCAGCAAAUGGCUUGGCAGCAAAUGGCUUGGCAGCAAAUGGUACAGCUCGGCAUUUCCUAGAAUACGAAAGCCGGGGGCGCGACUUCGGUCUCAGCUUUCCGCAGUACCAGACCGCGUUGGGACUGGUCCACGUGGACGAAGAUGCCCUGCCACGUGGCCUCGAGAUCCCGACGGAAAUAUGUUGCUGUCCCACCUCCAUUCUCAUGGCCAUGUCGGGACCCCUUGACUCGGAAAAUGGCACCUCAGCCGCGGUUCCUGCCGCAGCCAUGGAUGCCGGUGUCGUCAACGACAAUGCAGGCCUCACCGACAUCACCGGUCUCUCGAGCGACGCGCCACAACCUCCGGCAGCAACGUCCGGCAAGUGGAACCGCGGCAGUGGAACCAUGGCAGUGGAACCAUGGCAGUGGAACCAUAGCAGUGGAACCAUGGCUGUGGAAACCCUUCGCGGCAGUGGAACAACGGUAAAGGAACCAUGGAUGUGGAAACCCUUUGCAGCAGUGGAACCAUGGCAGUGGAAUCCUUCGCGGCAGUGGAACCCCCGGAGUAAAGGUAUCGCCUUUCGUGGAGGCGGUGGCCUUCUUCAACCAGGGAGUCGUGCGAUGGACUCCAAUCGGCGGACAGUGGGAGGCGAGGGUGCUUUCGGCGGUGGUCGUGACAUGCAGGACGGGCAUUUGCACGCACGGCCUCUGUCGUGCGGCCCAGCGACAACGAGCAUGCCCCUUUUCAACGGUGGUCGCCAAUGUGCUUCGCCGGCUGGACGUGCGUGUUUUCGUGCAACGGCGCCCAUGCAGUCGUCCGCGUUCCAUGGAGCAUACGGCGGGCAGUUCAGUGAGCACAUGCACGUCGGUCCAGUGCAUGGAGGUCCGCCGGCAGGGGAGUUGCACCAGCUGGACUCGUAUGGUGUUGGUGACCAUGUUGUGCACAGACAUCAGCCUUCCGACGUGUAUGGAGGAAUGUCGUGUGCACAAGGUCCGACCGGCGGUGCAGGUUUCGGCAUGCCGUCACUGUCCGCACAGUCCAUGGGCAUGGGUGGCAGGCCAUGGUCUCCACAAUGUGGGCAGAACCCGGGGCGAUUGUUUGGGGCGAGGGUUUCCCCGUCUCCAGCAGUCGGUGAUGAUGGAGAGAGUACCUGGACCCGGCCGGACCCGAGGCCGAUGUCCCCUGACACGCGCAUGGACCCGCCUCACGAUGACGGUGCCGGCGGUUCUGAAGCAGGUGACGAUGACGGCGUUGCGGAGCAAGGAAGUGUCGUUCCCAUUCGCUAUCAAAACGAUGUGCUCAACAGUGGUGGAGCGGGCGAGGCGGGUAACGGACGGCCUGCGAAUGCUCGUCCGCCGGCCCUGAAGAAACAAAACGUACCAUGGACGUUGGAUGAGUGGAUAAAGCUCGCGAUGUUGAUGGGUGAGGAUGAUGCCCUCAUGGCAGAUGCCCACGGGCAACACCGUUUCAAGCAGAGGAAGGAGCGGUAUGUUUGGGUGAACGAUAGGAUGAAGGAGGCCGGGUUCAAACAUAGGAGCGCUGAGGACUGCAGGAAGAAAUGGUCGAACAUGCUGCAGACGGCGAAGCUCAUCGUCGAGAAAUGUGAAGCAUCUGGCCAGCCGUCGUAUUGGGAUCUGUCGUUGGAGGAGCGAAAGGAGAAGAAUCUCCCACUGUCCUUUGAGAAGGCAUUGUGGGACGCUAUGCAAUGGCAACUAGAUCGGCCGUCGAUGAAGUGCGACAAAACAUUGGCUUCGGAGAACCUAAUGGGGGGGGGGGGGGGAAGCGCAUCGAUGAGCGGUGGAUCGGAGGAGAGGUGUGCUGACGAGCCGGACAGUGCUGCAAAGAUUCGGCAAACGGAGAAGGGGAAGGCGAGGAGGGAGGAGGCGAGUACCAUUGCCACGCCGUUGAGCAGGGCCAUGGAGGAUUCCACUCGGUCUUACUGCGAUGGCCUCGACAAAGCGGCCAGUAGCCUGGCGAAAGCCACCGCAAACGCCGGCUCUGCAAUUGCCAGUCGGAUAGGAGACGUGGCCGAAGCGAUGCGCGGUGGUAACAGUGUCCUCGAGUUGCUGGUGGGGGGGGUGAUGGUUUAUGAAAUGCGCCAUGAACGGGAUGGCCUGUGGCAUCGGCACUUCGACUUCGCGGACGGCGUCACACGACGGUUCCGUUUCUACGAGGUGGACGUUGAUGGGAUCCCGACGAUGAAAAUGGAGGUCGGCCUCGGGUUCUUCGGGAAUCUCCUCGUUCAUGUUUUCAUCCACAUCACGAAGGGGAAAUCGUCCUGCUCUACGUCUCCACCCUGGCUGACGUUUUUGCGGAGCGCCUGGAUCCGGUGCCGUUUUGGCGUUGCAUCCUGGAACCCCCAUUGGUUGGCAGGCCGUAUCUGCAUGGGGAGAUACGAUGAUGAUGAUGAUGAUGAUGAUGAUGAUGAUGACGAUGAUGAUGAUGAUGAUGAUGAUGAUGACGAUGAUGAUGAUGAUGAUGAUGACGAUGAUGAUGAUGAUGAUGAUGAUGAUGAUGAUGACGACGAUGACGAUGAAGACGACGAUUGUGACGACGAUGAUUGUCACGAGGACACAGUUGAUGGUGACAUAAGUGACGAUGACGAUGACGAUGAUGAUGACGAUGACGAUGAUGAUGACGAUGAUGAUGAUGACGAUGAUGAUGAUGAUGAUGAUGAUGACGAUGAUGAUGAUGUUGAUGAUGAUGAUGAUGAUGAUGAUGAUGACGAUGAUGAUGAUGAUGAUGAUGAUGAGGAUGAGGAUGAGGAUGAUGAUGUCGUCCACAUGGGUCACAACAGGGCGCCCAUCCUCCAUCCACGUCAGCAGCAAUCAAGGAGGAUGGUGCAGAUCUUCUUCUUGGAGACGAGCAGCAAAGCACACACGACGUCACAGGUGAGCAUUAUGAUUUUGCUCGUGGACUUCAAUGAUCAGGAAGCAGAGAUUCAAAAACCCUUGUUUGAGGAGCUUUUCUUCUCAAGGGGGGUUCUUCCGAGAGGCAGUGUGGCAGAGUACUACGAUGUCGCCAGCCUCGGUAAAGUUUCCUUGGACGGGGAAGUCCACGGGUGGUUCCGAAUGCCAGAGAGCUACGCGUCGUACACAAAUGGAGCAGCCGGCCUCGGCGCGUACCCGGCAAACUCACAGAAGCUGGUUGAAGAUGCUGUGAAGGUGGCGUUGGAAAGUGGUGUCCCCUUUGGACCUGAAUUGAGUUUUGCAAACGCUGGAUUUGUCGACGGCCUGGUUGUCAUCCAUGCUGGCGAGGCUGCAGAGUUGCAGUACGAUCGGGCGGAGCAGGUGCAGAACGUUUGGUCCCACUCCUGGAUCAUCUCUAGCCCACUGCCUGCUACAGACCUUCUGUCUGUGUACAAAUAUGCGAUGGUGAGCGAGUACUCCACCGUUGGGAUUUGUGCGCAUGAGGUUGGGCACCUCGUCUUUGGCUGGGAAGAUUUUUAUGACGCCGGCGGUGUGCAAGGUGGUCAAUACUGGGAUGGGAGCAGGGCAUGGGACCUAAUGGGAAGUGGAUGCUGGAACGGGAGAAAUGCGGAUUGCCCUGCGUUGCCAGCCGUGCUGCACCGGUUAGAGCAAAACUGGAUUGAGGUGGAAGAGGUAAGCUCCACCGUGCGAAAACUUGUGAUCCCCCCCCAUUCUCCAACGUUCAGCAAGACAGUCAAAGUUGUAUCUCCUGUAUAUGGACCUAAUCAGUUCCUGCUCCUAGAGACAAGGAGCAUGAAGAAGGGCACCAUUUACGAUUCUGCGCUCAAUGGCGAGGGUCUCUUGGUCUGGAAGGUGGAUCUCGACCAAGGUCAGACCUCCAGCCGCACACUACAAUUCAGUCCGGAUACCCCUCGAAUGAGGCUUGUGGAGGCAGACGGGAGGGGAAGCUUGCUGGCGCUCGGCAAUUACAACAGCAGCACCAGUGGUGACCCAUUCCCAGGGUCAACACGACGGACCACGCUCGACGACAACCUUGGUCUCGUUUCCACAUCCUUCCCGGGCGGCGCAGCUGCCGGGGUCGAGUUGCAGAAUAUUUCCUACAAUGGAAGGAACGGGAAUGUGACGCUCGAUGUUGUUUUCCUUGAAAAAGGUAUGAUGCUGCAGCAGGCGACAGGGGGUGACAGUGUCGAUGCUACAACAGAUGCGACAACACCUUCGCAGGACGAAGCUGUGAAGCGCCUGGGCAAUCGAGGCGCCGGUGAGGUAGAAGACGAUAGCAUUCCUACGCAGUUGCAUGUCGCGAUGCAAGAGAACAGCGCGGAGGUUCAGAUCUCGAACAAGAAUCCGGCAGGCGCCCUUGCGAGGGUUCGGAUAGGAAUGGUGGGACUGGUGGCUGCUGUGGAGAUCGAGGCGAUGAUAUCACACAGGCGCAGCAAGGACCUCCACAUGCAGCUCGUCUCCCCGGGAGGCAAACCGGUCAGGAUAUAUCACCAUGGGCAUGCAGCGGGAGGAUCGAUCGCAUCGACCAGCGUAAGUUCUGAUCAGUUCAAGCUCUCAGUCAGUGACCCGCAGGUGUUCAAGCCUCUGAUCGGCGUACAAGCAUCGGGAACAUGGGGGCUCCGAGUGUGUGAUACACGCGGUGGUUGGGGUGAUGGUCGGCUGAAGAUGUGGCGUAUCGUAUUGACGUUAGUGGACAGCAUACGCAGUGUUAGCGAAACGGUGAUUGCGAAAGCGAUCAUCCUGGAAGGGGUGGGGAUAACGAGCUCCAUUGACAUCAAACAGAAAGGGCACGUCAAAGAGGUCGGCAUUGAAGUGGGUAUCAGCCACACAGUCGCAACGCACAUUCACGCGGAGCUGAUGGCACCCUCCGGUGCGAUUGUGUUGCUGUCCGGAAAGCUGGUGAACGGAAAGAGUGGAUCAAUGCUCCUUGGCGCCGACUCUGCAAAUGACUUACAGCUGGCUCCGAUGAUCGGCACGUCAAUCUGUGGCCCUUGGACCUUGAGGUUAACUGACAUUCUCGGUGAAGGGACCAGCACACUGGACGCAUGGAACCUAAACAUUCAGUACGUACCACUGCUACCCACCCGUGAGGCUGUUGGUCUUCAAACCGCAGGUUGAUGUCAACAACGAGUAAUCCUAUGGCGGUUGUCCUCCGUAAAAGUACUACUUUCAGGAGCAUCAACAUCAAGUCGGAGCGUACUAAGAUCUUAACAGAGUGUGAAUGCCUGCAACUUGGAGCGUAAGAUCUUAACAUAGUGCGAAUGCCUGCAGCUUCGAGCGUAAGAUCUUAUUAACCCACCACUACCUCUGAGCCUCUUUUGCCCUGAGGCGGAGCGUGGUGUUUUUGUUUUCUUAUGGCUGCCAGCCUUUGUGGUCCGGUCCCGUGGCGCCCAGCCUCCUCCGCCGGCCUCCGAAGAAUGCGGUACAGGACCUACAGGUUACUUUUAAGACUUAGCCUCCCAGCCUGAAAGGUAGUGGUGGAAACAUACUACCGCGUCUUCACCCGAAUCGAAACGCCUGGAUAUUAUAGCUGUAUUUCGCACAACUUUCAGCUCAGAGACGGCGAUAAUUACCGGGCGUUAUAUUCGGGUAAAGACGGUAGUGCGAAUCCCUGCAACUUAAGAUCGUAACAUAGUGCGAAUGCCGGCAAUCAUCUGUUCCUCAAGAAGACAUAAGAAUGACUGAAGACAGUGAAGAGCACAACGAGCACCAUGACCUCGUUACGCUUAAAAGAAUGGCUCAGAUGUGACUUCCAACAUGAUGAGGAUGAUGGCUAGCUAUGGUGGUAGUUGCAACUCAAGUGCGAAUGCCGGCAAUCAUCUGUUCCUCAAGAAGACAUAAGAAUGACUGAAGACAGUGAAGAGCACAACGAGCACCAUGACCUCGUUACGCUUAAAAGAAUGGCUCAGAUGUGACUUCCAACAUGAUGAGGAUGAUGGCUAGCUAUGGUGGUAGUUGGUAACAUAGUGCGAAUGCCGGCAAUCAUCUGUUCCUCAAGAAGACAUAAGAAUGACUGAAGACAGUGAAGAGCACAACGAGCACCAUGACCUCGUUACGCUUAAAAGAAUGGCUCAGAUGUGACUUCCAACAUGAUGAGGAUGAUGGCUAGCUAUGGUGGUAGUUGCAACUCAUCUGCAAUGAGCAGCAGAGCUCGAAUGGUGGAUGCCGCACAGACUAGUCAUGGCUGUGCGUGGCUGUUGGACUGGUGCAUACACUUGGCGGCUGACAAGGUAUGAAUGAGUCCGUAUGACCGAUUCAUUCCUUCUGGAAGAUCAGUGAAGGCGGCAAAAUACAAUUUUUACUCAUGAAUAGGAUCAGGACGCGAUAAUCAUCGAUAUGAUGGAUCGGAAUCAGCGUGCUAUUUGGUUGGUUGUGUCCAUUCAACCUGUGAAUCUGACAGGGGAUUGGGUCCUAUACAGGAGGAGUAGAUAGGAUUAGUGAACAAGAAGCACAUAGGUCGUUUACGCUGACCGUUGGAAAGCGCUAUAUAGGAGGAAUAGGUGCUACAAGGAAGCAGAUAGGUAGACCAUUGUGACUAUAGAGAAGCAUGGCUUAGCAGCCCCCCUUUGUCUAUAUCAUGGCCUUAGCAUCAUUGGCAUCCUGCAAUACCUCAGCCUAUGGACGACACUAUUCUCUUCUCCUUCUCCUUCUCCUUCUCCUUCUCCUUCUCCUUCUCCUUCUCCUUCUCCUUCUUUUUCUUCUUCUUCUUCUUAGGAGGAAUAGGUACUACGAGGGGAGCAAGAGGUGGAUCAAUGUGACUAUUGAGAGCUGUAGGUGAGCAUCCCCUCUGUCUAUAUCCUGGCCUUAGCAUCAUUGGCAUCCUGCAG
Molecule: messenger RNA, 8897 nt
Organism: Chara braunii
Lineage: Eukaryota; Viridiplantae; Streptophyta; Charophyceae; Charales; Characeae
Source: the annotation of a GenBank genome assembly